Messenger RNA from Corythoichthys intestinalis (scribbled pipefish), 2473 nucleotides. RefSeq lists its product as uncharacterized. The coding region runs from base 248 to 1741 and encodes 497 amino acids. The record is from RefSeq and is a predicted model, not a curated record. NCBI's taxonomy places the organism in Eukaryota, Metazoa, Chordata, Actinopteri, Syngnathiformes, Syngnathidae. The transcript is spliced from 11 exons.
UCGUUUAUCCUCAUUCAUGUAAAACAUUCCCAAAUAUCUUCCCGUGGACUCGCUUCCCGCGUAUUCUGCAGGAGAUGUCCCCCUGCAUCUUGCUCGCAGGGCUCUGCAGCCUCCCUCUUGCUGUGGACCCUCAACGUCUUAAAGAGUGAUGAAUGACACUUCAGGUUAGUGCUUUACGUAUGGUCACUAAACAUCAUUUUGCUUCUUUACAGGUUGGGUUGUACUAGGUGACAAAGAAGAAGUCCAGAUGGUUUGUGCCGGACAAGAAUUCCGUUUACCGGUCUUUUCUACAUCUAGAACCGUGACUUUUACUCAGAAUUCCGCAGGACCGAGGCGGGUGCUCCUCGAGAAGACCAUUGUGAAUGACCCUCGGUUUGAGUGGACCAAAGAUAAAAUGCUGGUCCUGAAAAAUGUGACUCAUGCCGACCAGGGUCUUUAUUCUAUCAAACUGGCUUCUGGAUUCACCUAUGAGACUGUUCGUCUGACAGUUUCAGAAUGCAUCAAGUCCUACCACAGAAACUACGGCGAGAACUAUGAACACAGUAUCCCCGAGAAUGGAUUUGUAUUGGAGUUUGCUCCCCGAGGCGCUCCGUCUGAGGCGAUGCCGAUAGUCCUGUGGAACAGGACCGACCCUGAUACCGGCGUUGUGGGCCGAGGCCGCCUGCUACGAGAUAAGAAGGUCUGGGUGGCCGACAGAGUGACGCAAGCUGACCAAGGCAACUACACAGUGAGGGACGUUGAGGGGAAAGCGUUGUCUCGCAGCACCCUUACUGUCCGCGGACACACUUUCAACGUGACCCGCUUCACCAAAGAGUCUCUGAUCCUCCCCCUCUUCCUACCCGUACCACGUGCCUACCUUAUCUUUACCCCUUCUCGACACCCCGAUGAAUCCUCGUUGGGUCCUUUUGACUCCAAGCCUCCCCGCGGUCCUGUGCAGUUAAUGCGCGAGGGCCACAUAACCGACCACGACAUACGGUACAGGGGCCUGGUCACCGUUAGCAGGAACGGCUCUGUCAAUGAAGUGGUCAUAGCGAGGUUGAGCUCGAGACACGAUGGCGUCUACGAGAUCAGAGACAUAAAUGGCAACCUGGUGUCGUCCACCUUGUUGCAGGUGAUAGAAAGAGGAGGCAAAUGGCGAGCUCUUCUGAAGUCCAUCACUGUCCCAUCUGGCAUGUUUGUGUCACUGGCUGGUUUUAUCCUGUUCAUGAAGCGCUACCCCAACUGCAGUCUGUCGCAGAUCAUCGCAUGCCUCAGGACAAACCGUACACCGCAAGCCCAGCCUCAGAGGGUCAACAUCCAGAACUACAGCCAGCCGAGCCCUCAGCCUGCAGGUUACUAUAAUCACGGUCAACAGCUUGGGACACCGAGAAAAUGGACGCCGAGAGCCAGUCCAGUUCAUACUGGUUACACUCCUGUCAUGGUAGGAACUCCUCCCCGGCUUUCUCCCGCUCACGCGAGGUUGGAAAAUCAUGAUGGACAAAGAUCGACUUCUUUGAGCUCCCCCUGUCACAACUCUACUACUGAGGAAACAUCUAAUGAGGGCGAGAGGAGGAUUUUGUUUCCGGUGGCAGGAGCAUCAGAUUGUCUGCAGUCCUCCGAAGGUUGCGUUCAAUUCCAGAUCCAGAAGGAACCAGCUCAAAAAAGGAGCAACACCGAUGAAUAUUUUACCGCACUGCCGCUAGACACAGAUACGUCGGAAACCUGCAGCACCUACACUUCCGAGAAGCUGAACUUCUUAUAGUGCAUGGAGGGGUGGCAGCGAAGCAUGUGGACAAAAUUCAAGACAAGAAAAAAAAAUCACCUGUGCCUUUUGCAACGAAACCUAUGUUGUACUUCCAGUGGUUUGACCUCCAUAUUGCAUGCCAUUAUUGUCAGUGUAAUGGUAUUUUUGCAGCAUGAGCUGAAUAUUGUCCUUCCUGCUUCAUCCAUUUUUUCCACCCAGAGAUUCUGAAGUCUCCGCUGUCCUCUGAUGCUAUCUACCUCCAGACCCUCAGGACCACCGUGAUAUGCACUGUAUACUGUAAAUUUGCUGAAUCUGUCCGAGUGUUUGCGUGUGCGCUCAGUGAGCUCGCCACAUAUAUAGGGCUAUAAGUAGAAAUUAGGCAAUUUGAUAUAUGUGUUUGCAAAAGGGAACAAUGACUUACUGUACUAAUUUAGUAAUGGCAUUUAUUCUUGUCAUCGUGUUAACCUCUUCUAACUGCAAAGAAUAAUCCUAUUAAAUGGCUGUGAUGUAAUAUUGUGAUUUUAUCAUAAUUAUUGAGGCACUGUACAACUGUUUUAACGUUAUGUAAAAAAAACUUUUUCAAAAAAUCAAUAUUACACCAAAACAACCUGUAAACCUUGUCAAAAGCAAACUAUUGACCUCCAAAUCCCUUCAAAUAACAAAAAUGGCUGAACUUGUAAUAUUUUUGCAGUAUUAUAUCAUGUAUGAUUCCUUUUAAAAUAAAUAUAUAGCUAUUAGAUCCUACAGAAC